Ictalurus punctatus (channel catfish) is the source of this 1720-nucleotide messenger RNA. RefSeq names its product tumor necrosis factor receptor superfamily member 6B. The coding region runs from base 11 to 1003 and encodes 330 amino acids. Gene Ontology annotation, molecular function: protein binding. The record is from RefSeq and is a predicted model, not a curated record. The transcript is spliced from 4 exons. Lineage: Eukaryota; Metazoa; Chordata; Actinopteri; Siluriformes; Ictaluridae.
CAUUGUUUACAUGGAUAAAGUUUUCCUGGAAGUGACUAAUGACGCAUCACUUCAGAGCGUAUUAAAAAGAGGCACGAGAUCCUCCUCCUUGUCAACAGAACUGGGGCGAGACGCGCGCGCAGAGGCACACAUGGCAACCAGCGAGUUUAUCCUCACUGUUUUAGUGCUAUACAGCAGCACAGCAUCCUUGGUGAUUGCUCAAAAUGAGCAAAAUGAGACCACGUACCAACGCAAGCUUCCCUCCGGCAAGAUCGUGACGUGCGACCGCUGCCCUCCAGGUUCCCAUCUGCAGAAGCACUGCACAGACACGCAGCGUACCGUGUGCCGGCCGUGCGACGCAGGAUUCUACACCGAGUUCUCAAACUACAUCUAUGACUGUCUGCCAUGCGACUGGUGUUCUUCAGAUCAGACCGAAGCAAAGAAGUGCACGAGCUCCAGUAACCGUGUGUGUCAGUGCAAGGAAGGCUUUUACUGGAACUCGCACUUCUGCCAGCAGCACACGGUGUGUCAGAAGGGAUACGGAGUCAAAGUAAAAGGGACUCCACACACAGACACGGAGUGUGAGCGUUGCACGGCCGGAUACUACGCAGCCGAAAACACGCCGUGCGUUCCACACACACCGUGCAAAUCAGAAGAGAAGCUUCUGUUCUCCGGCACCAGCUCUGUGGACAACGUUUGUGUUAGCUGCAACAGUAUCACACAGGAUGGUGUGUUAAAACUCCUCAAGCAGCAAGUCAUAGAAAUCUUCUUCAAGAUUCAGAAUACUCGAAAGCUACAUCGUAUCUGUAGGAACUUAAAUGUAAAGGACGGUGGAUUUCAGUCCUCCAGAAUUCAUGACCACUGUAUUCAGAAUCUGCAGCGGUGGCUUAACGAGGCUACAGAGCAGGAGGUCCUCAGCCUUCCCGAUAAGCUGCACAAGCAUGAAGGUAUAUCCAAGAACAUCAAGGACAGCAUUAAGAGGAUCCAUGAUGAAAUCAAUCUGUGCAGAAACACUUUGCUUUAAUUGAUCUUCAAAGCCCCCCAUGUGCAGCUUAUUUCAUUACACAUGUAUAUUUAUGAAUAAACAAAUAGUCCAAACUUGAUGAAGUGGAACCUACAACUCUUCAGAUUAAUACAAGUGUGCAUGAGACAUUCUGACUCAGCGUUACACUGAGGGGUAGAGUUAACAGGCUUUAGAUUAGAUGUUUUACAGAAAAAUCUUAUCAUAAAAAGGCACUGAAUUUUUUAUUUUUUUUUUUUAUUUUAGUUUGUUUGCAACUUGCCUCCAAGCAGAUGUUCUAUGUUUUUGUUUUUUGUUUUUUUUUAACAUAUGUUUAUUAUUAGAAGUAUUUUUUAAAUGUCUACAUGUUACACUGUUUUUAAAAAAAUUUCGACCUGCCUGUCAGGUGCUAGAGAUCUAGAAUACUCACAGAGUCUCUCUGAUACAUUGUUGUACAGAUAAAACACAAGUGAGCAGCUAAUGUGCUUUUGUUGCUUUGGAUUGUGUCUGAAAUGUAUUUCUUUUUUAUUUUUGCUAAAAAAAAAUUAUAAUAAUUUGUCAAACUACCUGCCUCAUGCAACGUUAUUACCUCUUAAAGUUUUGGUUGUUGUUGUUUUUUUUCCAGUAUCGUUGCUCCAAGAAUGAUAAUUUAUAUUUCAAAGAAUGGUCAUGAAAAGUAAUCAAAUCUGCAUAGUAAAAAAAAAAAGAAAUCUGCAAAGUAAUAAAAUGAUACGAAAUUUA